Messenger RNA from Soboliphyme baturini, 477 nucleotides. NCBI's taxonomy places the organism in Eukaryota, Metazoa, Nematoda, Enoplea, Dioctophymatida, Soboliphymatidae. The record is from the annotation of a GenBank genome assembly.
CUGGUUUCUGUCGUUAAACAGUACGUUAAUGAAUGGUCGUUUAGCCAGGAUCUGUUCGCAGAAACGAAGUUAUGCGGCAGCGAAGUCUACGGUGGUGGCGACCUUCGUCCAGAUAUUCAAUUAAAUGACACGGGCGACCAGAGUCGCAGUGAUCAGAAUCAUCAUCGAGGUUUGCAAUGUCGCGAAACGUUAGACAUUGUUAUUACUCAUGAACCCGCCAUGGCAAAAAACAGUCCUCCGCGCCAGACCGAAGAGACCGCAUCGACAGACUACUACCGACAGAUCAUCGAACAAAAGUCUUCCAAGUCGGUUACGGUGCAAGUUCUCAACCAGAACGCCAAGGUAACCGUGUGCUGUGCACUGUCGAUCGGUCACAAAGCGGAUACUUCUGACUACGACCAACGGGAAGUGACGAACAAACGUCGCGUGUCGCAUCUUCGUCGCCGCUUAGUGCUUUGCUUUCGUUGUAAUCGUUGA